This is a messenger RNA of Eufriesea mexicana, 3234 nucleotides long. RefSeq lists its product as uncharacterized. Gene Ontology annotation, molecular function: zinc ion binding; ubiquitin protein ligase binding; ubiquitin protein ligase activity. The record is from RefSeq and is a predicted model, not a curated record. Gene Ontology annotation, biological process: protein autoubiquitination; protein monoubiquitination; aggresome assembly. The coding region runs from base 166 to 3210 and encodes 1014 amino acids. Lineage: Eukaryota; Metazoa; Arthropoda; Insecta; Hymenoptera; Apidae. The transcript is spliced from 16 exons. Gene Ontology annotation, cellular component: aggresome; peroxisomal membrane.
UCAACAAUGAUUAAUAAUGAAGACAUUUCAAAAGUAACAUUUUAUUGAAUCGGUUAUAUAGUUGGAACAAAACCGUCCAAAAUGAAAUGUCGGUAUUGUGCAUAACUUUCAGACCUAGCGAUUCAUGCAACGAUCAAUAAUACCUGAUUAAUUUUUUACUAAUAAAUGCUUGACAGAAUGGCUAGUAGAGAAACAUCAAUUAAUUCAAAAAACUCGGAUGAUCAUAGUGUUGAGACAUUAGCAGAAGUCUUCAGAUGUUUUAUUUGUAUGGAAAAACUAACAGAUGCACAUCUUUGUCCCCAUUGCAGUAAAUUAUGUUGCUAUACAUGUAUUAGAAGGUGGUUGACAGAACAGCGUCCUCAAUGUCCUCACUGUAGAGCUUCUUUACUUUUACAUGAAUUAGUAAAUUGCAGAUGGGUUGAGGAAGUAACCCAACAGCUUGACACACUUCAAGCUGUUGGUAUUUCAAACUCUAGGCAUGAUGACUCCAAUAGAGAUAGGUGUACUGUGCAUCGUGAGAAACUAUCUGUUUAUUGCUGGACUUGUCGUAGAUGUAUUUGUCAUCAGUGUGCUCUUUGGGGUGGUACUCAUUCAGGACAUACUUUCAAGCCAUUAGAAGAAGUAUACGAUCAACAUGUUACACAAAUAAAGACAGAAGUAGGUCAAUUGAAAAGAAGAUUAAUGGAGUUAAUAAGCCUUGUUCAAGAAGUGGAACGAAAUGUUGAAUCUGUGAGAGCUGCAAAAGAUGAAAGAGUCAGAGAAAUUAGAAAUGCGGUAGAAUUGAUGAUAGCGCGUUUAGAUUCUCAGUUGAAAGCUAAAUUGUUAACAUUAAUGGGGCAAAAAAACUCCUUAACAUUAGAAACAGAGCAACUAGAAGCUUUGUUGCAAGAAGUAGAACAUCAGUUGCAUACUUGUACACGUUCUGAACUUAUAAUCAAAAGUGCAGAUCUUUCGCGAAUGAUACAUCAAGUACGAAAAAAACCGAUGACAAGUUUUGUUACUGCUCCUGUUCCAGCUGAUUUUCAUAGCGAAAUUGUUCCGGGAUAUGAUAGCGCUACAUUCGCAAUGCAAAAUUUUACACAAUUACAAUUAAAAGCAGAUCCAGUAUAUUCUGCACCUUUACAUGUUAAUGGAUUAUGUUGGAGAUUGAAAGUAUAUCCCGAUGGAAACGGUGUUGUACGUGGAAAUUAUUUGUCAGUUUUUCUAGAACUAAGUGCUGGCUUGCCGGAAACAUCGAAAUACGAAUAUCGUGUUGAAAUGAUUCACCAAGGAUCUCGCGAUACAAAUAAGAACAUAGUUCGAGAAUUUGCUUCUGAUUUCGAAAUUGGUGAAUGCUGGGGUUAUAAUAGAUUUUUUAGAUUAGAUUUGCUUGCAACUGAGGGAUACUUAAAUACUGAACUGGAUACUCUUAUAUUAAGAUUUCAAGUACGUCCACCAACAUUCUAUCAGCGUUGUAGAGAUCAACAGUGGUAUAUCAGUCAAUUACUCACGGUUCAGAAUCAAUAUGCUACACAGAUUAAUGAAUUGAAAGAGAGAUUAGCAAUUGAAAUAUCACGGAAUGCUAUGGCAGCAACUAGAGUAUCCAGUGGAGCUACAUUAUGUGGAUCAACAACAAAUGUGUCACCUAUGAUGAUGCAACAACAGUCACAGGUUGCUGGUGAACCAUUGCUUAACUCUAAUUCCAUUCGUUCCACUGACACAUAUCAAAAUGGCACAUCUACAAGAUCAGUACAAAAUGUUCUUCCUGGUGGAGGGAAUAGUGGAGUUUUAUCAGGAGAUCAAUUAAUGUCUAUGUGUGAAUUAGGAGAACCUUCGAAUAUGCGCCCACUUGGUUCCUCUUCAACGUUAUCGUCUAUUUCUUCAAAAACAAGUUUAAAACAACAUAGAAUAAAUAAUUUAAGUGUUGUCGAAGCUGAACCACCCAAUAUGCAUAGUACAAAUGAUGGUUCUGUGGGAGAUUGUCCAGCUACAAAUACACACUCUCCUCCUCCCUCCUAUUCUUCACCAACGGUGCUUAAUCAACAACCGCUGAAUCUUCUUUCUAGUAGCAGCAGUAGUGAUAGUGGAGAAUUAAGUGAACACGAUAUAUAUAUGGAUGAAUGUGAACAUAACCAAACAUAUUUAACACUUGUGGAUGAUAAUUCUAAUGACGAAAAUGAUGUAGAUGAUGAAACAAUGUCAGGGGAAAAUGACGUAGAAGUUGCAGAGUCAUUAACAUUAUGGAUUCAGAAUAAGCAGCGGACAAAACAACAGAACAAUCGAGAAAGUACAGGAAAUAUUUGGAGAUUAGGAGGUGAUAGAUUAGAAGAUGAGAUAAUGGUCUUACAUUUAUUUGAAAUGCAAGAUCGAAAUUCUGCCUGGACUUCACUAUGCUUUAAUCAACAUGUAGACGAUACUUGUGAUUCAAGAACAUCUUUGACAACUUUGCAACAGCAUAAUUCCAACCCCUUACAACCAGAACAUGAUUCAACGUGUAAUGAACAAUUUGCUGACAAAUGUUCUACAUGUCUCUCUCAUCUUUGUCAACCUCAAAUGAUAUGCAGCCGUAGACCAAAAUUAAAUCAAUUACCCAAUAUUUGUCAGCAAGAAGUUUCCGGAUUAAUAGCUUGUGGAAGCCAGACAAGAUCUGAACCCACAACUCGUUCAAAUUCAAUAGACUGUGAGGAAGAACUGCCAAAAAUAUCUGUGGUCAAUAAAAUUAAUCACGAAGUAGAAACAUCAAGAUCAGAUUUGAUAGUGCCAAAUGUAGUAUUGGAUAGCAAUAAAAUUGUGUCGAAACAUCUAUUAUCACGACGACAAUCUUCACCGUCAUCAUCCACUAACGUUAGUAUUAUAAAUAACGAAAAUAACAAAAUAUUUGAAUUUGAACAAUUGUUAGAAACUUUUCAAUUGUCUACAAUAUCUCAAAAAGACACUGCCAGUUGUUUUAAUAAAUUAAGGAAAAAUAUUUCAUUAGAAGGAAAAUCUAAUAAUUGCACCACUGCCACUGUCAAAUCUACUACACUUUCGUUAGCACACGAUGUUUCAUUAUCGUCCGCAAGUAGUGCAGCAACAGAUGUUAUUCCAAGUACUAACAAUUAUAGUUGGGCACCAGCGUUAUAUCAGCAUAAACACGGUCAAAAAAAUGUUUUAGAGGCUACUAUGCAAGCAUCUUCUGAUCCUUCCAAUAAAUGUACCGCGGAAAGGUCAUUAGAAGAAACUAACUCGUGAAGUUUACUUUGAAUUGCAUCUGUC